AUGCUCCAGGUCGCUCAGCUUUCGAGGCCCCGGGCCUUGCGCUUAAGCUUGUGCAGCCUUCCUGCGCAAACGUGCAGAUGGACGUCAUCUCAAGCAGGGAGGAGUCCACCUCCAUGGCGGCCAGCUUCGACUUUGGAUGAUUGGGUUGACCGCCCUAUUCGUCCCAUCAGCCUGCGCCAGCUCUUUUUCUUUGGUCGCACGUUGACCGAAAGUCGUUUGCUGAGCUCCGCCAACUAUGUCCGCAUGGAAUUGCCUACAAGGUUUGUUCGUCCUGUCAGCAACGAAUGCAACCGCUUACCUGAUCUCAGACUUGCUCACCGCCUGCGAGACAUGCAGCGUCUGCCCUAUGUUGUGGUGACCAAUCCGCACCUGUCAUUCGUCUACGAGCUCUACUACAAGUCCUUUGAGAGCUUUCGGCGUGUCCCUGUCAUCCGAACAGUGGAAGAGAACGAGGAAUUUUGCAAAGUCAUCAGCGACAACUUGAAGGAACAUCUGGCGGUGAUCCCCAACCUGGUCAUGGGAGUUCUCGAAUGCCAAGACUUGGUUUCCGUCGAUACGAUGGACAAUUUUGUACAGGCCAUGCUGCGAGCUCGAAUUUCGAGACGAGUCAUUGCCGAACAACACCUUGCGCUCACUGAAACAUUCAAUUCGCCAUGGCACGUGCCCCAGCCCAGCUCUGAGAACGAGUUUGUAGGCGAAGUCCUACUGCGGUGCAAUGCUAGGGACGUCAUUGAACGAUGCGGCCGAUUCACCCAAGAGAUUUGCAAGUCGACCGCAGGCCCUGAUCCAUUGGUACCCGAGAUUCAAAUCCAGGGUCAUACCGGCGCCACGUUCCCUUACGUACUGAGCCAUCUUGAAUAUGUUGUGGGAGAACUGUUGCGGAACUCGAUUCAAGCAGUCAUGGAAAAGUACCGUGACCCUCGAGAACCACCACCGCCUAUUAACGUCCUUAUCUGCGAGGCACCCCAGAACGUGGUUAUCCGCAUUUCUGACCAAGGCGGAGGCAUACCUCGAGAUAUCAUGCCCUUUUUGUGGUCUUUCAACAAAGGACCUAGAAGUGCUUCACGGCUACAAAACUUCAGGGACGUCCCGACCCUUGCGGCCACCAUGCAAGAAGUUCGACUAUCUCCGAGCGACAAGCCCAGUGGAAAGAUCAGGGACUCCUCCCUCAGCACUUUAGCUACAAGGCACCCUGACCUUCGUUUGGGCAUGGGUUUGCCAAUGAGCCGUGUGUACGCCGAAUAUUGGGCGGGUGGGCUCGAGCUGCAUAGUCUUGAAGGUUAUGGGGUGGACGCAUUUCUGCAAAUCUCAAAAUUAGGCAACCAGAACGAACAGCUUACAUCGCGAGCCACGAUUGAUGCGGUGUGA
Messenger RNA from Fonsecaea multimorphosa CBS 102226, 1368 nucleotides. RefSeq lists its product as uncharacterized. NCBI's taxonomy places the organism in Eukaryota, Fungi, Ascomycota, Eurotiomycetes, Chaetothyriales, Herpotrichiellaceae. Gene Ontology annotation, molecular function: pyruvate dehydrogenase (acetyl-transferring) kinase activity. The record is from RefSeq and is a predicted model, not a curated record. The coding region runs from base 1 to 1368 and encodes 455 amino acids. Gene Ontology annotation, biological process: regulation of glucose metabolic process; protein phosphorylation. Gene Ontology annotation, cellular component: mitochondrion. The transcript has 2 exons.